Messenger RNA from Sinocyclocheilus rhinocerous, 5634 nucleotides. It is a transcript of the gene znf236, whose product is annotated as zinc finger protein 236. Gene Ontology annotation, molecular function: DNA-binding transcription factor activity, RNA polymerase II-specific; RNA polymerase II cis-regulatory region sequence-specific DNA binding. The record is from RefSeq and is a predicted model, not a curated record. The transcript has 28 exons. Gene Ontology annotation, biological process: regulation of transcription by RNA polymerase II. Bases 190 to 5070 code for a protein of 1626 amino acids. NCBI's taxonomy places the organism in Eukaryota, Metazoa, Chordata, Actinopteri, Cypriniformes, Cyprinidae. Gene Ontology annotation, cellular component: nucleus.
CUGAAAACAAACGCCAACAGUCCUUAUUUCAGAUAGUUAAGUAUCAAUAGAUGUCCGGUAGAUGUCGCAUCCUCCAAUCUGCCUCCAAUCUGAAAUGGCGCUGCUGCCUACGCCGCCUCGGCUCGCUGAAGUCGUCGCCAUUUUGAAAUCCAAAUCGCUCACACUACACCCGCUCUAUAAACUGGAACUAUGCCGCGGGGCCGGCCGCGAAAACAAAGGAUUAAAGAUGACGGCGAAAUCGAUGGAGGUCAUGAAGCAAGUUCAGAAAGCCAGAAGCAUACGGAAAACAAAUGUAAUAUUUGCUCCCAGAAUUUUCCCAGUGACAGUCAACUUCAGAGACACCUACGAGACCAUGAUGUCAAUGAUAAGCCAUAUCGGUGUGACCAGUGUCCUAUGUCCUUUAAUGUGGAAUACAAUCUUGACCUUCAUAAAUCCACUCACACCACCAGUGAUCCCAAAUGCCCAGUAUGCAAUAAGAAGUUCUCAAGAGUGGCCAGUCUGAAGGCUCAUGUCAUGAUACACGAAAAAGAAGAGAACUUCCUGUGCUCUGAGUGUGGAGAUGAAUUUAUUCUUCAGAGUCAGCUUUCUUUGCAUCUUGAGGAACAUAGGGAAGAACUCAGUGGAACAAAGUCACACACUUGCAAGACCUGCAGCAAAGAGUUCUCAACACAAAACCAGCUGAAAGAACAUUUGAAAAGUCAUGCUAAGAUCAGGCCUGUUAUAACAAGUUCAAGAAACUAUAAGAGCAUUGAUCGGAGAGGAUUCAAAAACAUUUGUCAUCACUGUGGGAAGACGUUUAAAAAACCCAGUCAGCUUGUUAGACAUAUACGCAUUCACACAGGUGAGAGGCCAUAUAAAUGCACUCACUGUGGAAAGGCCUUCAACCAAAAGGUGGUGCUGCAGACACACAUGGUGCGACAUACAGGGGAGAAACCUCACAUGUGCUUGCUUUGUCCUGCCUCUUUCUCCCAAAAAGGAAACCUUCAUUCGCAUGUUCAGAGAGUUCACUCACAGGCAAGUGAUGUUCCACUCUUCCCAUGUAUGGAUUGUAGCUGUGUCUAUAAAAAGCUUGGCAGCCUCAACGCUCACAUCAGCAAAAUGCACAUAUCAGUAAUGGAAGUUGAGGAGCCAGCAACACAGAAAGGAAAUUCAAGGGUUGAUCAGGGUGCAGUGGGAUCAGAAGGGGCAGAGGGUGUGACAGAUGUGAUCCAACAGCUGCUGGAGCUGUCUGACCAUGUGACGGCAGACAGUGCUCAAGCACCUCCCCCUGGGCAGCCCAUAGGCACGGCAAUCAACCAGGACAUCCUACAGCAAGCUCUGGAGAACAGUGGACUGACUGAGAUUCCAGUUCAGCCUGAAACUCAGAGCAGCUCAGAAAAACUUCAGCCAGACACAGCUGCCCCGACUGCCACUUCAACAAAUGAUGGACCAGUCCCCUCAAAAAUACUUAUGACUGACACUGUUGUAAAAAAGGAGAAAAGAAGCAUUAUCAAAAAGCCUCCACAGAUGCUAGGCACCAUCAGGCAGGAGAAUGGUGUGAGGUGGCACGGCUGUCCAUACUGCUCCAAAGAGUUCAAGAAACCCAGCGAUCUGGUCCGUCAUAUCCGUAUUCACACUCAUGAAAAACCCUACAAGUGCAAGCAGUGCUUCCGUGCCUUUGCAGUCAAGAGCACCCUGACUGCCCACAUGAAGAUCCACACAGGCAUUAAAGCUUUUGUGUGUCAGUACUGCAUGAAAUGUUUCUCCACAUCUGGGAGCAUGAAGGUCCAUCAGCGUCUCCACACUGGUUUACGGCCGUUCCCUUGUCCUCACUGCGAGAAGUUCUUCCGUACAUCAGGCCACAGGAAAACGCAUGUCACCUCACACUUUAAGAGUAUACACCAUAAAAAACACAAAUACCCUCGAAAAACUCACAAAACCAGAGUGUCCAGGAGCAAUCUGCCUUUGCCUGAUAUACCUCUCCAGGAGCCAAUACUCAUCACAGACAUGGGUACGGAAGAUCAUCAACAAAGUGUUUCCAUGUAUGAGCUGGCUCAACAGCUGCAACAGCAGCAGAGCUCAAAUGACAUGCAGCCCUCCACAGCUGUGGUUGGCGCAGGGACCCAGAGCAUGCUUGAGGUGGUGGGAGACGGCCAACAGGUGGCACUGGGGGAAGAUGCUCUGCAAGAAACAGAAUCGUUUGUGAGUGUGCAGCAUGCACACAUGGGACAGUUUGAGGCACCAGCGCUGUCUCAGCCCACAUUUGAACAGCCAGCUAUGACGCAAGGUUUCACUAUAGCUGAGGGAUUUACUCAGCAGGCACAUUUCUCUACAGUACAGCAGCUUCAGGACUCAAGCACACUGGAGUCACAAGCCUUGACGGCCAGCUACCACCCUCCCAACCUACUGUGCAGUAUGUGUGAUAAGAGCUUUAAAAAGUCCAGUCACCUAAAGCAGCAUGUGCGCUCUCACACUGGAGAGAAACCUUAUCGCUGUAACCUCUGUGGGAGGAGCUUUGUGUCCGCUGGAGUGCUCAAAUCACACCUGAACACACACACAGGAGUGAAGGCUUAUAAGUGUAACAUUUGUGACACCUGCUUCACCACUAACGGUAGUCUGAACCGACACAUGGUCAUCCACUUGAACACAAAGCCCUUCAAGUGCACAGUCUGCGAGGAAAGCUUCCGCACCAUCAUGCUGCGCAGGAAACACAUGAAACUCCUGCAUGCUGUAGGUCCCAAAGUUCUGGAAACUGAUGAAGCCGGUGAGGAGGAGGAUGAUGGGUCAGACCGCUCAGGGAUGAAAAGAAACCGCAACGGUAUCAUCACGUUAACUGAAGAGCAGACAGCAGAGCUGGCGAAGAGAGACCCUGGGGAUGAGGCAUCUCUAUCAGAGAAGGUUCUUGCCCAGACAGCUGCUGAACGAGAUCGAAUCAGUGAAGUUAAAGACAAAUGUGUUGAGCUCAACAUAGAGCCAAAGUUUGCAAACCGUUGCCAAUUCUGCCCAAAGAGCUUCAAGAAGCCCAGUGACCUGGUGAGACACAUCCGGAUUCAUACAGGCGAGAAACCGUACAAGUGCGAUGAGUGUGAAAAGUGUUUCACAGUGAAAUCCACAUUGGACUGUCAUAUUAAGACACACUCAGGGCAGAAGCUGUUCAGCUGUCACAUGUGCAACACAUCCUUCUCCACGAAGGGCAGUCUCAAGGUCCACAUGCGUUUACACACUGGCUCCAAACCCUUCAAGUGCCCUCACUGUGAUCUCCGCUUCCGGACAUCUGGUCACCGCAAGACCCACAUCCAGGGUCACAUCCGGCCCUCGGACCGGAAGGCCAAGCGGAGCUCCAGCACUGAGCCACAAAGCUCAGGAAGACAAGAAGUCCAAAGUGUUCCUCAGACUCAUCAUCCCUCCCGAGCUGUGGACACUCAGCCUUCUAUGGGAUUAUUACAGACUGCCACGACAGAUCCUAACAUCUACAUCCCAGGAAACGCAGUGCUCGCAGGCCAAUAUGACCCCAGUCUGCUGCAGCAAGGGCUGGUAGGGCAAGCUAUACUGCCUGCUACUGUGUCAGCGGGUGGGGAUCUGACUGUGUCUUUGACCGAGGGUCUCGCUACACUUGAAGGCAUUCACUUGCAGCUCACACCUGCAAACCUGGUGUGUCCAAAUGUGCAGAUCUCUGGGAUUGACCCCAGCAACAUCAACAACAUCACUUUGCAGAUCGACCCUAGUAUUCUGCAGCACGGCAGUUUGCUGUCUCACUCUCUGACGACUGACUCAGGUCUGACGCCGCACGCAACAGCUCACCUCAUGACUGCUGGAGAUGCUUCGGUUCCUGCUAAUGUAGUCAUUCACCCUCUGAGUGGCCUCUCGCUGCAACCUCAAGCCGCCCCAGCCAGCGUCACAAUCAGCAGCCUGACAAACGAGCAGGAUAAUGCCAGUUCUCAGGAGCUGUCACAAGUGUCUAAUGCUGCAGGUCUUGUAAGCGGUGGCAACGGUGCUCCAGAAAUCACACUGACUAUUAAUAAUUCCAGUCUGACACAAGCUUUAGUACAGACCAGUGCUACUGUGUCUACACCUGUCUCCAGUACAUCAGAGAUCACACUCACUAUAGCAGGUCAGGACCUGUUACCCCAGCACUGUCCAACCUCUACUCCAACUAUGAACACUGAGAUCAGACUUGCUUCAGGCAGCAGCAGUCUGACGAUAAGCAAUGAGCAGCUCCUUCCUCAGAGUCCUCCUCCCUCAGCUAUGACUGUCAAUGCACUGGCACCCAGCACCUCCCUAUCCCAGACAGGCAUGUCAGCUCAGAGCCUGGUAAUGUCAACAGCGGGCAUGGCCAGCGAUGGCAGCGUGACUCUGACUCUAGCGGACACACAGAUACUGGAUACGGUUUCUCUCAACCUGAACACACAGAUCAUAGAUAACCAGACGGAGGUGAAGGAAGCAGAGAUACAGCAAAAGCACCAGUGUUACUACUGCAGUCAGGUGCUGCUGACAGCAAAUGCUCUCAGAAGACACUGCAGACAGGCUCAUGGAAAGGACCGCUGCCAUGUGUGCCGUGUCUGCAAUAAAGCUUUCAAACGAGCCACACACCUCAAGGAGCAUGAGUAUGUCCAUAAGAAGGGACCCAAAGUGAACUCUCAGAAACCCAAAGUGUUCAAAUGCCCUAACUGUGACAAAGCCUUUUCCAAACCCAGCCAGUUAGAAAGACACAAUCGCACACACACAGGUGAACGGCCCUUUAAGUGUCCGCUGUGUGACAAAGCGUUCAAUCAGAAAAGUGCUCUGCAGGUGCACAGGGUCAAACACACAGGCGAGAAGCCCUACAGAUGUGAAGUGUGCACUAUUAGCUUCACUCAAAAGAGCAACAUGAAGCUGCAUAUGAAGAGAUCUCAUGGUUAUCUGCCGUCCUCCAACAAACUGAUUGCAAAACCACAGGAAGUAGAAGUGGUGUUGGAACACGAUUCUGAGUCAGAUUCCCAGCAGGCACCGUCACAGGAGGGCAAAGAGACUCAGUCAGACCUGGAUCUGGAGGAGGUGGUGCAGGAGUCUUCAGAAGACUGGCAGUGUCCCAUCCCCACAGUCUUCCCAUGAACACCUGACAGCAGCACACAUUCAGCUCGAUUUGAUUUCAGUAACAUUUGCAUAAUUUGAUAUUAGCAAUGCCAAUUACUAUCUUUUUAUUCUUGCCAGCAAGUGUGACUUACAUUGCACAAAUCACACAUUUCUUUAAGUGAAUGUACAUGAUUUUGUAUACUUCUUGUUACAUUAGAAAACCAGUCAAAGACAGAACUUGCUGUUGUGUUUGAAAGUUGCAUUUUUUAAAGGUUUUUUUUUCUUUCUUUUUUUUUUGUAUUGCUAUUUUUAAUUUGGAGCCAUAUUUGUCACUACUAAAGUAAAGAUUGUAAUUGUGUAUUGGAAUGGACAUUCUGUAGUUUUCAGUUGUAUCCUUACCUGUGGUAAAACUAAAACACCUAUUUAGCACAGACAACACUGUCUGACAUUGUCAGUAUGUCAAAAGACUGUAUAAUUACAUCUAAUAUACUAGAGCUGUAGAGCGGUUUAUUUGAUUUAAUCCUCGAUAUAUCAUAUAAAUCAGUUUUAUAGGAACAAUCCAAUUUUGGCAAACAUUUUUGUAAUAUGCAAAAAUAUUUAAGA